Molecule: messenger RNA, 2617 nt
Organism: Megalobrama amblycephala (Wuchang bream)
Lineage: Eukaryota; Metazoa; Chordata; Actinopteri; Cypriniformes; Xenocyprididae
Gene: cpa4
Product: carboxypeptidase A4
Exons: 11
Coding region: 1306-2565 (419 amino acids)
Biological process (GO): proteolysis
Molecular function (GO): metallocarboxypeptidase activity; zinc ion binding
Source: RefSeq, a predicted model, not a curated record
CACUCAGUUUUGAUCGUCUAUCAACUCUACAGAAAGGAUAUUUUCCCUGGCCACAGAAAAGUAUCGCUUUCUUAGCAUGUAGCUCUGAUCUUAAUCAUUAUCAGGGACAUUGGUUUUAUGCAGAUCAGAAUCAACUCGCAAGAAUGUGCACACAAGUUUUAUUUAACUAAAUCAUGAACACAUAGCUAGACUUAACACACACAGACAUACAAUUCACACAUACAUAGGUAAUGAGAGAGUGGAAAUGAAUUUAAACCGUAUGAAUGGAGCUAUGAAAAGAGUCAUUUAACCAACUGGAAGAACCAUCAGUUUCUCACUAUAAAGCACCUUUUUAAUACUAAAUCGCCAUUUAGUGUUCAAAUGCACAAUACUUGCAAAUGCCUUAGCUGUUGAGGAGCAUCCGGAUCUGCAGGCUGAGGAGAAAUUCUUCAUGGUUCGGUCCGAUGGUGCUGAAGUUGUAAUCAAUAUCUUCUGAGUUGAAUGAAGAAAAUGACGACAAACUUGCACUGUUAAUUUGAGCACAUGCGAUCUGCGUGGGGGACUUUUAACCUCUACAGAAGUCACACCUUUGAUUUUUAGCUUGACCAAUGACGAAGGUGCAGUUCUCUGGCAGGAGAGUUUCUUUGUUUGAAAGUGACCUUGUUUGCAUGAGGGGAGUAAGCUAUGAAGUUUGUGUUCAUUUAUACUCUGACAUUAUGGAGUUUGCAUGUCGUGAAGAUCUACAAUAGUUUAUUUGAUUGCUCCAGAUGCUACAAACUAAUACUAAAAAUGAAUAAAAAUUAUAUUCGGGCUACUGUCACAUUUGACCAAUUUAAUGCUGAAAAAAAGUAUUCAUUUCUAAAAAAAAACAAAGCAAAAAAACAAUUCAUUAUAGUGCUGUUUCCAUACUGUCCAAUUCUGAAUCCAGAUGAACUUUUCUCCUCCCGGAGAUGAAAGAUAUAUAGAUACACAAGGAAGAGGCCUACAUAUUCUGUAACAAAUUGAAAGGUCAAAACCAGAGCAUUUGUGGUUGCAAUACUUUUUAUUAAGACACAAUAACACGAAUUUCGCAAAUCCAGCAACUUUUUUUUUUCUCUCAAAAGCAUUUAUUUGAACAGCCUACUAAACAAAACUUAAACUGUGAGAUAACACUGUUUAAAUUUUGUUUCGUAAUUGGAAUCCCUGAGAAAUUUGCAGCAAUGCUCACCUGGAAAAGACACACAUUACAUCAGCACUGAUAUUUCUGAGAACCCAACAUGUGUCUCUGAGUGUAUAAGAGCAGCAAUCCAUGAAAGAGACCAACAGAAGAGAACAUUCCUAGAGAACAUGAGACUCUAUCUAGCUGUCUUUGCGCUACUGGUCGCAGUUCACUGCGAGGAGCUCUUUAAUGGAGACCAAGUUCUCAGAGUCCUUCCAGAAUCUGAAGACCACAUUCAAGCUUUAAAGGAGCUGGAAGAGGAUGUGGAUUCGGAGCUGGAUUUCUGGAACCAUGGCUUCUCUACUGAACGGCCUGUUGACAUCCGAGUGCCUCACGACAGUCUGUAUGCUUUCAAAGACUUCCUCAUGGAAAACAACAUCCCUUUCACUGUCAUGAUCAACAAUGUGCAGGAACUUUUGGACGAGGAGAGAGCAGAAAUGGUUAAUAAUGAAGGCUUGGAACGCAAGACCAAGAGCUUCAACUUUGCUGCUUAUCACAACCUGGAGACUAUUUACGCUUUUAUGGACACCCUUGUUGCAAGUCACCCUAGCCUGAUCUCUAAAGUGAACAUCGGCAGCUCCUAUGAGAACCGUCCCAUGUAUGCCCUGAAGUUCAGCACGGGUGGUGUGAGUCGACCAGCGAUCUGGGUUGAUGCUGGAAUCCAUGCCAGAGAAUGGGUUACUCAGGCUUCUGCUGUGUGGAUUGCCAACAAGAUUGCUUCAGACUAUGGGGUUGAUCCCUCCGUGACCUCUCUCCUUGGUCAAAUGGAUAUCUACUUGAUGAUUGUGACAAACCCUGAUGGUUAUGCUUUCACUCACACCAGUAACCGUAUGUGGCGUAAAACUCGCUCGGUGAACGCUGGCUCCUCUUGCCGUGGCGCUGAUCCCAAUAGGAACUGGGAUGCUGGUUUUGGUGGUCCUGGAGCCAGCAAGGAUCCCUGUUCCGACUCCUACCACGGUCCCUAUGCCAACUCUGAGGUCGAAGUGAAAAAUGUUGUGGACCUCAUCAAGGGCCACGGCAACUUCAAAUCCUUCAUCUCCAUCCACUCUUACUCCCAACUCUUAAUGUAUCCCUAUGGUUACACAUGCACAGACGUUCCUGACAAGUCUGAGCUUCAUGCUGUAGGCACAGCUGCGAUCAAAGAGCUUACCUCCCUCUAUAACACCAGAUAUCAAGUCGGAAGCAUUUGCAAGAUUAUCUAUCAAGCAAGUGGUGGAAGCAUCGAUUGGACCUACAAUAUUGGCAUCAAAUAUUCCUUUGCAUUUGAGUUGCGUGACACCGGUUUCUACGGUUUUCUACUGCCUGCCAACCAGAUCCUUCCCACUGCAGAGGAGACGUGGCUUGGUCUCAAAUACAUUAUGGGAUACGUUCGGGAUCACCCUUAUUGAGAGAAAUGUCAAAAUGUAUUGAAGCUUCAAUAAAAGUCCUACACACCCUUUA